AUUCUUUGCACUUUGACAAGGAAACCAAAUUUAUCUUAUAUAUAUAUAUAUAUAUAAAUGGGAGCAUCAAUAUGCUCUGAGUACCUUUUUACUCCUUGUUGAGGAAUGGAGCUUAAAAAAGUCAACCACAAUUUGUUCCAGAAUCGAGGACAGGUCCUAAUGAUCAUAAAAGGUUUGUUCAGGAGAUAUGAAAGAUGGAAUCCAGUGCAUCCAACAUCUGGAGCUUUUUGGGGCAUGGGAAUAGGCAUUGGUUGUGGGGUUGGAUGGGGUCCUGGCUUUGGUCCUGAGGUGAUUGGUUAUGUUGGAGCUGGCUGUGGUGUUGGAUUUAGUGUUGGCAUCACUCUGGCUGGUUUCGGCAUUGGUCUCCCUGCAAAUUAUGUCUUGGAAGUUCCUUAUAACGCUUUUAUGGCUGCAAGAAGUGGUGCAUUGGAGUUUGCUCGAUCCAGUGCUCUUCUUAGUGUGGGAAAUGGGUGGAGUAAUAUUAGCCCACACUUCUCUGGCUUACAAAGGAAAGCACUUAGAAGGUUUUCUAGCUUCAAGCAUAAAGAUUUAUAUGACAAAGUGGUAAAUUUUUCGGACAUGAAGAGUGUAAUGUCUUCCCAUACUAGUGCUAUUGUGAAUCAUUUACAGAAAUUUGGUGCUCGCUUCCAUCCUCAUAAAGGCUUGAAAGAUUGAUGUCAUGUAGGAAUCUCAUUCUCUGGACCAUAUUGUGAAGAAUUUUACCAUUGGACUCUCAGUUCUCCUUUUUCUUUUCUUCUUAUUAUUGUUGAUUACAAGCCUUCUUGUAUGUUCUUCCCUGUGAAAUGUUCACCAGCUUCACAAAUUGUCUCUACUCUGAAGAGAGAUGAAAAAGUAAAAUAUUGAAUUUGAAAAAAGAAAAGUUAUGCUCUACUCAGCAUGUGGCAUUACCGGUCAUCAACAAGCACAGGCAGAGAACAGAGAACUUUCCUGAAUGUUGGUAUAUGUAUUGAAAAAACAUCACAGCCUGACAAAAGCAGGGGUGAAAACUUUGGUAAAGAAAUGAAAGGAAAAGUAGCAUUUCUCAUUUUUUUACCACAAAGGUUUGCUUCUCCUAAGUGCAAAAAUGUUCUUUGGAGUCUCGUUUCCGUGCCCAUGCUAGAGAGAACAAGAAUAUAGCUUCUUGCAAUUUUAAGAAUAAUCAAUGGAUGUAUUGUUUGUCAACAUUUUCUUCAGUGCAGAUACCACACUUUUGUGUAAACCAUCACUGUUGGACAAAAAAUUAGAUUGAAGGAUUGAUUCCUUGGCUCCACAAACAGAUGCAAGGAAGUUUAUUAGGCCAGUGUGCCCCCAAAAGAAAUUCCUCUCUAUUAUAUAUAGUUAAUCUAGAAAAUGAACAUCGACAUUGUCAAUGCGAGUGCAAUUGGAGGUUUGAGUUU
This is a messenger RNA of Camellia sinensis, 1397 nucleotides long. RefSeq names its product Putative membrane lipoprotein. The record is from RefSeq and is a predicted model, not a curated record. Lineage: Eukaryota; Viridiplantae; Streptophyta; Magnoliopsida; Ericales; Theaceae.